AUGGCGGAAGGCAUUAAAAAAUAUGGGAAAUCUUUCCUUCCAUACAAUUCUCUAAUACAAAGAUCAUAAAAUUAUAAAUAGGAUGCAUCAUUUGAUCCUGUCUAACCAUACCCAAUUGAACCCAAAGUUCCUGACUCACAAGGAGACGCAAUCUAAUUAAUCACAGGAGACAUUCCAACAAUCUAAAAAAUUAAUCAAACAUAAUCCAUAUAAAAUCAAAGAGUUGUCUCUUAAUUAUCUUUCGAUGGUGGAAUUGACUUAUUGAAGGAUAGACAAAAAUAUAUAGAACUACUAAUCACAAAUUCUCUUGAUAGCAAAUUGCUUUAAAGGCCAUUACUAUUAUUACCAACUUAACAAUAAUAUUUGAAUUAACUUAGUGCAUUAAUAAGUUAAUCACCAAAUGGCUCAUUUUGUCCAUUCUUGAACAUAAAUUAAAACCAAAACCAACAGUUGCACCAAAAUUUAGAUCAAUAACAAAAUGCAUAAGGUAUCUGUAAUAUUACUUGUUAAUCUAAUCAAAAUUGUAGACAAUCAACCAUUUUGAAGCCAAAAGCAAUUAAAAAAGAUUUGCAUUUCAAAAAAGAAGAAAUAAAAUUUCUGAAUUUAGAAGAAUCUUGUUAAAGUGAAGUUAUACGAUAGGAAGAAAGCAGCUGGAAUGAACUUCCUUAACCUUAAAAAAUGAAAAAACAUUAAAAUAAAAACUUAUCUAUUGAUAGUUCUGAAUCCUUUAAAAUAAUAAGAAAGAAAAAAGAAAAGAAAAUAAAUGAUACUAAAAACAUUACAAAGAAUUUUUCGAAAGCAAUUAUCUCAUAUAUCAUGAAUAACCCAGAUUUACUUAAAUCAUUUUUCUCAAAUAAGCAAUAUGAUGACUUUUUGAAUCUGUUAAAAAAUAAAAAAAAUCAAAUGACUAAUAUCAAAUAAUUAAGAGAUCUUUGGAUUGAUGGAGGCAAGUUUUCAGAAUUUAAUAAAGUCUUUCGUAUUAUAAGGUACUUAUUGUCUUUAAUAAUUUAAGUUAAUACUUUUUAAAAAAUCAGUCAGUAGCUUACGUUUAUAACUCUAGAAUUUCUAAUACAAUUUGGCAUCUCAAGUAUAGACAAAAUUUGUUAAGAGCAUUAAAAGAACCUGAAAACUUUAGAUUCAUUAAAGAUCUAUGA
Molecule: messenger RNA, 1154 nt
Organism: Paramecium pentaurelia
Lineage: Eukaryota; Ciliophora; Oligohymenophorea; Peniculida; Parameciidae
Source: the annotation of a GenBank genome assembly